This is a messenger RNA of Rotaria sp. Silwood2, 1734 nucleotides long. The record is from the annotation of a GenBank genome assembly. NCBI's taxonomy places the organism in Eukaryota, Metazoa, Rotifera, Eurotatoria, Philodinida, Philodinidae.
AUGAAAUUCGAAAAUUUACCAAAUGAGAUAUUCUUGCAUUGUUUUGAAUAUCUCAAUGCUCCAGAUAUAUUCUAUGCAUUCGAACAAUUAAAUCCUCGAUUCUAUCGAUUAAUUCGAACGAUUCCAUUACGUCUCAAUUUUGAAGAUAUUAACAAAUCAAUCUUUGAUCGUUUUUGUGAAAAAAUGUUAGAUUAUACAGAAAUUCAACAACAAAUCUAUUCAUUAAAACUAUCAAAUGAACAAGCAUAUUGUCAAAUACAAGCAUUCUUUACAUAUUUUUCAUUGAUUGAAUUCAUUCAACUUCGAUCAUUAACUUUGAUUGAGAUUAAAGAAAAUGAUAUAGAACAAUUAUCAUCAAUAUUACCAUUACUCUCACAACUAACAUGUGUUCGAUUAAUUCCUUCUCUAACAGUUUUAGAUACACUCCAUCAUAAACUUCCAAAAUGCAAACCAAAUAUAUUGUUAACAUCAUCAAUGAGUUCUAUAUUAACAUCUCAAGAAAUUAUACCACUUACAAAGUUGUUCAUAAGAUUUGGUAGAAUGAAUCACAUAUAUCAAAUGUUACUAAAUAUGCCAUUAUUAGAAUAUCUAAAUAUUUCAAGAGCUCUUCAUUUUGAAUCAGAAUCAUCUAUUGACAUAAGUCAACUUCAUGGUCGUGUUAAUUAUCUAAAAUAUUUAAAUGUGUCUGAUUGUAUGGUUAAUGCAGAUAAUUUGAUAGAUGCCAUUGGACGUAUGAUCAACUUACGAAGUUUAAUAGUCUCUGUAUAUGAUAAUUCUGAUAUAAUCGAUGCUUUUCGUUGGAAACAUCUAAUCAUAUCUUCAUUACCACAUUUAACUGUAUUUCGAUUUAGGUUUGGUACUUUAGAUCGAAAUGAAAUAAUUAGAAAAUAUGAAGAUUUUCAAACGGAUUUUUGGAUUAAAGAACAUCAAUGGUAUACAGAAUGUUUAUUAGGAGAACAAAUUUUAUCACAAAUUUUUACAAUUCCUUAUCUAAAUGAUACAAGACCAAUGUGUUUAAAAUAUGUUCGACACUUUUAUACACGUAUUGAUCAUUCAAAGACGUUUGAUAAUGUUACAGAUUUAUAUUUAACAAGUGAAGAACUAAUGACAUUAAAUGGCUUUUAUUUUCCUAAUAUUCGAUCAUUGAUUAUUCAUUCUUUACCUGUAUUUGCUAAUGAAAGUAAUGAAGAAAGAUUCAUUAGAUCUCUAAAAAGAAUAAUGAAUUUAUCAAAUGUAAAACAUUUAGAAAUUCCAUUAUGUUCUCAAACAACAGGAUCAACAAUUUUGUUAAUGAUUCUUAAAGAAGCACCAAACUUAUCAUCCCUCAAUAUUUUCAAUUGUUCCAUAGAUAUAUUGAAAAAUAAUAAGGAAAUUUGUCAAUAUACCAAUAACAUGAUUAAAAAAUUACAGUUUUGUGUAUAUUCUCAAACAAAUCCAUGUCAAAAACCGAAUGAUGUCAAUUCAAUUCAUAAAGUAUUUUCAAAUGUUGAACAAAUGACUUGUCAUAAGACCCAAUCUGAUUCAUGUUUAUUCUUAUUAAAUAAUUUAUCUAAAUUAUCAACAUUGACCAUUCAUUUUUAUCAGUCGAUAAAUGACAGUUCUUUCAGUAAAGUUAAAGAAGAAUUAUCAAAAUUAAAGAAUAUAUUUUUUUAUGAGGAAAUACUACGCGAUAUAAAACAUGUUAAGCUAAUGGCGUUUGGUUUUUGGGUUAGUCGUGACGACAUAAAUACGUAA